AUGGAAUUGGAUGACGACGAUUGGAGUUUAAGCGCUGAAGAAUUCGAUUCCCUUGAAAGAGACGCUCUGCAGAAGAUAGCAUCUCAGCAGCAACACCAUCACCAACCUUGCCCUUCUGCUGCUGCUUCUUCUUUCAAUCAACAACAAAGCCAACAAUUACAUUUUAACGACAAACCCAUCUUUAAUUCUCCUUCUAAAAAGAUAGAUUGUUUGCCUCCUGCCCUGCCCAAAUCAUCGCCGGUAUCAAAACCAAAGGCUGAAGUUGAAAGUUCCAAGGCAUUGCCAAAGCUCUCAGUCAAAUUUAUACUUCAUGCUACUGGAAACAUUGCCGCAAAAUUCACAUAUGACCCCGUACUAGUAGGUGCUCUCCGCAAGGUCCCUAAAGCCACUUGGAAUGCAAAAGAAAGGUUGUGGAUUUUCCCAGUGUCUUCUUUGCUGUCAGCAGAAAAGAUUCUCAGUGAAAUACCUGGUUUUAAUGUUGAGGUAGAAAAGUUAGACGCCUUAGUUCAACGUGCUAUUGCUGCGGUGUCUGCUGCUCCAGAUCUUCGAGACUGGUAUGACAGGAUACCGGACCAUAUUGAAUCAAAGCUUAUGCCUUUUCAGCGGGAUGGUGUUAGGUUUGUUUUACAACAUGGUGGGCGCGCACUCCUAGCAGAUGAAAUGGGACUGGGAAAGACUUUACAGGCCAUUGCUGUAACAGCAUGUGUUCGUGAUUCCUGGCCUGUUCUUAUACUUGCACCCUCUUCCUUGCGUUUGCAUUGGGCUUCAAUGAUUCACGAAUGGCUUGAAAUUCCUUCAUCAGAUAUACUUGUUGUUUUAUCGCAAUCGAGUGGAUCUAACAGAGCUGGAUUCAAUUUAGUAUCAAGUUCCAGGAGCACUAUUCAUCUUGAUGGCUUAUUUAACAUCAUCUCUUACGAUGUGGUUCCUAAGUUGCAGAAUAAAUUAGUGGCAUCAGAGUUUAAGGUUGUGAUUGCAGAUGAGUCACACUUCCUGAAAAAUGCUCAAGCGAAGAGGACAACCGCCUCCCUUCCUGUUAUAAAGAAAGCUCAAUAUGCAUUAUUGCUCAGUGGAACCCCUGCUUUAUCCAGACCAAUAGAGCUUUUUAAGCAGUUGGAAGCCUUGUAUCCUGAUGUAUACAAGAAUGUUCAUGAAUAUGGUAACCGGUAUUGCAAGGGGGGAAUAUUUGGAGUUUAUCAAGGUGCAAGUAACCAUGAAGAAUUGCACAACUUAAUGAAGGCAACAGUGAUGAUACGAAGGCUUAAAAAGGAUGUCCUUUCUGAGCUUCCUGUGAAACGACGGCAACAGGAGAUUUUGCGUAAGGUAUUCCUUGAUUUGCCUGAAAAGGGCAUGAAACAAAUCAAUGCUUUAUUCCGUGAGUUGGAGGUGGUAAAAGGAAAAAUUAAGGCAUGCACAUCAGAAGAGGAGGUUGGAUCGCUGAAAUUUACUGAGAAGAAUCUUAUUAACAAGAUAUAUACUGAUUCUGCUGAAGCCAAGAUACCUGGGGUUCUAGAUUAUCUGGGAACUGUCAUCGAGGAAGGUAGUUGUCCUUCCUUGUGCUUUCAGUUUGAUCAUAAUCAUGCUCAAGUCAGAUUCACUAAAAAGAAAGUGGGUUGCAUCCGAAUUGAUGGCAAAACUGCUGCUGCUUCAAGGCAAGCGUUGGUUACUGAGUUCCAGGAAAAGGAUGCUAUCAAGGCAGCAGUGCUAUCUAUCAGAGCUGCAGGCGUUGGGUUAACUUUAACAGCUGCAAGUACUGUUAUUUUUGCGGAGUUGUCUUGGACACCAGGUGACCUAAUUCAAGCAGAAGACCGUGUUCACAGGAUUGGUCAGGUUUCUGCUGUCAAUAUAUAUUACCUGCUAGCCAAUGACACAGUUGAUGACAUCAUUUGGGAUGUUGUUCAGAGCAAAUUGGAAAAUUUGGGACAGAUGCUCGAUGGGCAAGAGAAAACCUUGGAAGUUUCAGCCAGCCAGAAGAGAAGCAGCCCUGCAAAGCAGAGAACACUAGAUACUUACAUGAGGCGAUGUAGCAAUUUGGAUGAGACUGAACAUCAGCCUAAGCUCAAAUACCCCAGGCACUGA
Messenger RNA from Dovyalis caffra, 2076 nucleotides. NCBI's taxonomy places the organism in Eukaryota, Viridiplantae, Streptophyta, Magnoliopsida, Malpighiales, Salicaceae. The record is from the annotation of a GenBank genome assembly.